AUGGUGAUGCUGGUGGGCCGAGCCACCGCCACCCAGAUGUCAGAGUUAUUCCACCACACCCACCCACUCACACCCACUCCAUCUGUCAUAAAAAAAAACCAUAAUCACUACAACGCAGAGCUGGAGACUGUGGACUUCAAAGGUGGCUCAGAGGCCGCCAGACUCAAGAUCAACAGCUGGGUGCAGAAGCAGACUCAAGAUAAAAUUAAGGAUCUGUUGGCAGAGGGUGACGUGGACAGCCUGAGCAGGCUGGUGCUGGUUAAUGCCAUCUACUUCAAAAGUAACUGGAACGAGAAAUUUCAGCAGCAUGACACACAGGAUGCUCACUUUAGACUCAACCAGAUAGAACCAUCCAGUGAAGAUAUGCACCCUACAGCCAUUGUCCCCUUUCUCCACACCCGUAAGGCCAAACUGCAAGACAUGAGGGAUAACGUUGAGUGGUCCAGUGGGGCUGCUCUUCAGAUGGAGAGUCUAUUACAUGGAGUAAGUCCGGUCAUCAGGGCAUGGAUGCCUUUGACAGGCAGACUCUCUGUAGGACUUGUUCUGCAUCUAAUCUUUAAAGAACAGCAGCUGAAACCUGAAUGUCUCCUGUAUGUCCCUGCCGAAUGGCUGGGACUGUCAAAAGUUGUCCACAAGGCUUUUGUGGAGGUCAACGACAAGGGAACUGAGGCUGCUGCUGUCACUGCUGCUGUCAUGAUGCUGGAGUCUUGCGCGAUAAGUUCUCCAUCUGCCACGUUCAUCGCAGACCACCCCUUCCUCUUCUUCAUCAGACAUAACCCCUCCAUGAGCGUUCUCUUUGCUGGCGAUACUCGCUCCCUGAGUGUUUCCUAA
Molecule: messenger RNA, 831 nt
Organism: Etheostoma spectabile (orangethroat darter)
Lineage: Eukaryota; Metazoa; Chordata; Actinopteri; Perciformes; Percidae
Product: serpin B6-like
Exons: 7
Coding region: 1-831 (276 amino acids)
Biological process (GO): negative regulation of endopeptidase activity
Molecular function (GO): serine-type endopeptidase inhibitor activity
Source: RefSeq, a predicted model, not a curated record